GCGCGGCUCCGGGAGGCGGCGGCGGCGGAAGCGGCGAGGGCGGCGGGCGUCCGGCUCUGAGGAGGUGGUGGUGGCGGCGACGGAGGCGGAGGCGGCGGCUCCGGACUGGGCUCGGCUGGGAGCGGGCGAGGGUCGGGGACGCCGGGUCGAGGGCCGAUCCCCCGGCUCGACCAUCCUCCCGCCGCCCGGACGCCUGGGCCGCGGAGUUUGUGUCCCGGCUCGGACCCCGGCGCCCAGCCCGGAGCCGUAACCUUGAGGCGGCGGCGGCGGGGCCGGGCCGGGCCGGGCCGGGGGGCGGCGGCGCUGGAUCCGCGGCUGCCCGAUCGUUGGCGGGAGAUGUCGAACCCCGGGACGCGCAGGAACGGCUCCAGCAUCAAGAUCCGUCUGACAGUAUUAUGUGCCAAGAACCUUGCAAAGAAAGACUUCUUCAGACUCCCUGAUCCCUUUGCAAAGAUUGUGGUGGACGGAUCUGGGCAGUGCCACUCAACGGACACUGUGAAAAACACGUUGGACCCCAAAUGGAACCAGCACUACGAUCUGUAUGUUGGGAAAACGGAUUCUAUAACCAUCAGCGUGUGGAACCACAAGAAGAUCCACAAAAAGCAGGGGGCUGGCUUUCUGGGCUGCGUGAGGCUGCUCUCCAAUGCCAUCAGCAGAUUAAAAGAUACCGGAUACCAGCGUUUGGAUCUAUGCAAACUAAAUCCCUCAGAUACUGAUGCAGUUCGUGGCCAAAUAGUGGUCAGUUUACAGACACGAGACAGGAUAGGCACUGGAGGCUCUGUGGUAGACUGCAGAGGACUUUUAGAGAACGAAGGAACCGUGUAUGAAGACUCAGGGCCUGGAAGGCCACUCAGCUGCUUCAUGGAGGAGCCGGCCCCUUACACAGACAGUACCGGUGCGGCUGCGGGGGGAGGGGACUGCAGGUUCGUGGAGUCCCCAGGUCAAGAUCAAAGACUCCAGGCGCAGCGACUCCGAAAUCCCGAGGUCCGGGGGUCACUCCAGACGCCUCAGAACCGACCCCACGGCCACCAGUCACCAGAACUGCCCGAAGGCUAUGAACAAAGAACAACGGUGCAGGGCCAAGUUUACUUUUUGCACACACAGACUGGAGUUAGCACUUGGCACGACCCCAGGAUACCAAGUCCCUUGGGGACCAUUCCUGGGGGAGAUGAAGCUUUUCUAUACGAAUUCCUUCUACAAGGCCAUACAUCUGAGCCCAGAGACCUUAACAGUGUGAAUUGUGAUGAACUUGGACCACUGCCACCAGGCUGGGAAGUCAGAAGUACAGUUUCGGGGAGAAUAUAUUUUGUAGAUCAUAAUAACCGAACCACCCAGUUUACAGACCCAAGAUUACAUCACAUCAUGAAUCACCAGUGCCAACUAAAGGAGCCCAGCCAACCGCUGCCAUUGCCCAGUGAGGGCUCUGUGGAAGACGAGGAGCUUCCUGCCCAGAGAUACGAAAGAGAUUUAGUCCAGAAGCUGAAGGUCCUCAGACACGAACUUUCACUUCAGCAACCCCAAGCCGGUCAUUGCCGCAUCGAAGUAUCCAGAGAAGAAAUAUUUGAGGAGUCUUACCGCCAGAUCAUGAAGAUGCGGCCGAAGGAUCUGAAGAAGCGGCUGAUGGUGAAGUUCCGGGGAGAAGAAGGUUUGGAUUACGGCGGAGUGGCGAGGGAGUGGCUUUAUUUACUGUGCCACGAAAUGUUGAAUCCGUACUAUGGACUCUUCCAGUAUUCUACGGACAACAUUUACAUGUUGCAGAUCAACCCAGACUCUUCAAUCAACCCCGACCAUCUGUCUUAUUUCCAUUUUGUGGGCCGGAUCAUGGGUCUCGCCGUGUUCCACGGCCACUACAUAAAUGGGGGCUUCACGGUUCCCUUCUAUAAGCAGCUACUGGGAAAACCCAUCCAGCUCUCGGAUUUGGAGUCGGUGGACCCAGAGUUACAUAAGAGCUUAGUAUGGAUUCUAGAGAACGAUAUCACCCCUGUGCUGGACCACACUUUCUGUGUGGAACACAAUGCUUUCGGGAGGAUUCUUCAGCACGAACUGAAACCCAAUGGCCGCAACGUUCCUGUCACAGAGGAGAACAAGAAAGAAUAUGUCCGGUUGUAUGUAAACUGGAGGUUCAUGAGAGGGAUUGAAGCCCAGUUCUUAGCUCUUCAGAAAGGGUUUAAUGAACUCAUUCCUCAACACUUGCUGAAGCCUUUUGACCAGAAGGAACUAGAGCUGAUCAUCGGUGGCCUGGAUAAAAUCGACGUGAGCGACUGGAAGUCCAACACUCGGCUGAAGCACUGCGUGGCCGACAGCAACAUCGUCCGGUGGUUCUGGCAGGCUGUGGAGACCUUCGACGAGGAGAGGAGGGCCAGGCUCCUGCAGUUCGUGACCGGGUCCACUCGGGUCCCUCUCCAAGGCUUCAAGGCUUUGCAAGGCUCUACAGGCGCGGCAGGGCCCCGGCUCUUCACCAUCCACCUGAUCGACGCCAACACAGACAACCUUCCGAAGGCCCACACCUGCUUUAAUCGGAUUGACAUUCCACCUUAUGAAUCGUAUGAGAAGCUCUAUGAGAAGCUGCUGACGGCCGUGGAGGAGACUUGUGGCUUUGCUGUGGAGUGAAGAGCAACCAAAGGCAACAGAUUCUAGCUCAUGACCACCAGACCAAAAGCAAGCUUUCUGUGUGCCUCCUACGCAGCUGGCUGAGGCCUGGGAACCCCAGAUCACCGGAGGGAAAGA
This is a messenger RNA of Odobenus rosmarus divergens (Pacific walrus), 2727 nucleotides long. RefSeq names its product SMAD specific E3 ubiquitin protein ligase 1 (gene SMURF1). Lineage: Eukaryota; Metazoa; Chordata; Mammalia; Carnivora; Odobenidae. The record is from RefSeq and is a predicted model, not a curated record. The transcript has 19 exons. Gene Ontology annotation, biological process: negative regulation of BMP signaling pathway; ubiquitin-dependent protein catabolic process. The coding region runs from base 337 to 2610 and encodes 757 amino acids. Gene Ontology annotation, molecular function: ubiquitin protein ligase activity; protein binding.